GUUUAGAGAUUUAAGAUGCCUGAGCCCGCAAAGUCCGCCCCUGCCCCGAAGAAGGGCUCCAAGAAGGCCGUGACCAAGGCGCAGAAGAAGGACGGCAAGAAGCGCAAGCGCAGCCGCAAGGAGAGCUACUCGGUGUAUGUGUACAAGGUGCUGAAGCAGGUGCACCCGGACACGGGCAUCUCCUCCAAGGCCAUGGGCAUCAUGAACUCGUUCGUCAACGACAUCUUCGAGCGCAUCGCCGGCGAGGCUUCCCGCCUGGCGCAUUACAACAAGCGCUCGACCAUCACGUCCCGGGAGAUCCAGACGGCCGUGCGCCUGCUGCUGCCCGGGGAGCUGGCCAAGCACGCCGUGUCCGAGGGCACCAAGGCUGUCACCAAGUACACCAGCUCCAAGUGAAAUGAACGUCCCAAGAGGAGUAGACCAGACGACUUUUCUACCACUCUUCAGUGCUGGAAGUUGUUUCAUUUGACAAAUGGGACAAUGGAAAUGGGUGGAGAUUAGUGGCUUUAUUUCCAAAACUUGAGGAACAACUAAUAAGCAUCUGGCUAAAAAUUCUAUAAAAAAAAUGUUCACUGUAGAAAUUUGUGAUAAGAAAGUAGAAAAUUAAAAUAUUCUUAGCAAAAUUA
Molecule: messenger RNA, 626 nt
Organism: Phodopus roborovskii (desert hamster)
Lineage: Eukaryota; Metazoa; Chordata; Mammalia; Rodentia; Cricetidae
Product: histone H2B type 1-C/E/F/G/I
Exons: 2
Coding region: 16-396 (126 amino acids)
Cellular component (GO): nucleosome
Molecular function (GO): protein heterodimerization activity; DNA binding; structural constituent of chromatin
Source: RefSeq, a predicted model, not a curated record